GGAUCCACGGCGGGACUGAACACCCACUGGUGGGUUAAUGUCUGCCGGUUAACAACCAUAAAUCCUCUCGGACCUCUCUUCCACUGCUGUCGGUAUCAUUCCUUCCGUUGUUUACGCCAUUUUUCUCACUUUUUACUGUACAUCUAAAGUCAACAUCUAAAGCCAACAACAGUUUCCAGGCAGAAAAGCUUCCUCAUCAAAAUGGCUCCCAAAAAACGAAAGACUUCAGAAAAAAUGCCAGACAUCAGAAGCUACUUUGGGAAGGAAAAUGAUGUUCCUGGCAGUUCCUUCAAAACACCAACAAAAAGUGGUGGAAAGUCCCAGACUCUGACACAAACACCAAUGAGAGUGAAGAAGGAGAAUGGAAGUGAUUCUCUGGCAACACAUUCCCAUCGUUUCAUAGUAAAACUCACUCCAACAGAACUUAAAGAGUACACCAUCAGCUGCGAUCAACCGCGUACAAUCCUGGAAUCAAUUAGAUCCGGUCUUGGCACAACUGAGAAGAUAAUGAAGUAUGCAGAUGAGAGCAUCAUCAUUCAGUUGGGUAAACAGGACAAGGAAUUUGUGGUUCCGACACAUUUCCCUUGUUCUUGUAUUGGUGAUGGGGAGACAGUGAUUUUACAUCACUAUAUAUCAGAAAAGAUUGAGAAAGUUCAGGAGCAGCAUGACAAAACCAUACAUCCAAAAGACAAUUAUUCUGUCUUCUACAUUGAUACCGUUGGGGGUCUGAAAACCAAAACAAAGGAGUUUUUCAGAAACACAAUCAUUAAACAGUUCAAGUUUCUCUGUGUUUAUGGGGAAAAGGGGAUGACGGUUGAAGAGGCUCUGAAGCAAGAUGGCCGAUUCCUUGACAAUCUUGGAGAAUUCAAGUUGUCUGAUAACAAAAACCACCGCCUCACUGUGCACACACAGAAGGUUGAUGGCCUCCACCGUAAGAAGUUCAAGAUACGUCUUCCACUGAAUAAACGGGAAAGUGUUGGAAACCCAACAAUCUCCAUCCUAAAUGUUGCUCGUGUCAGUGGGAGGAGUGUUAAAAAAGCAAUGGAAGAGCCAGUUAACAGCGGCUGCUCCACUGAAGAGAUUUAUGAACUUCUGCGUCAGCAGUUUCCAGAGCUGAAAGAAUGGAUGGAGAGCAGGUUCCCUGGUGAUUCUUAUGAGAAAGCUCUGAACCUCGGGACUGAGAAGUUUGGAAAGAUUCAACAGUCUUUCAGUGAAGUUCAUAGACUUGAGAAGUUGAUCAGAAUGGGCAAAUCUGUCUGUAAAGUCAUUGUUACUAAUGCUUCACAGGGAACAGGCUUUGUGCUGUUUGACAAGUUUAUCCUGACCAGUGCACACCUGUUUAAAGACUGUGUCCAAGGAAAGAAACUGCUGGAUCACGUAGAAGUCUAUGCUCUGUUUAACUAUGACGAACCUGAGCCAGAGACAAAUUACUUUCACUUCUCUGCUGAGAAAACAUUUGUUGACAUUGACUUUGAGCUGGAUUUUGCUGUCCUUCAGCUGAAACCAGAUGGCACAAAACCCAACUCCAAAUCCAAACCAGACAAUGUAAAAGUACCACCAGGGCUGCUGAACAGAUUUGGUCCACUUCCUGGAAGUGGAGAGGCCUGUCUUAUUGGACACCCUGCAGGAAGUGUGAAGAAAAUAGAUCCUACAUGCAUCAUUGAGCCAGAAAAGAGAAAAGAGGCUGUCAUGGAUCAUUUGGCUAAAUACAAAGACCAAAGGGUCAUUGUCAAAAAAGUAAAUGAACUGAAGAACCAAGGCAUUGAUGAUAUAAUGAUGGGUGGAGAAAAAGCAGAAAAGGUGGCUGCUUACAACACUUUCAUGUAUCAUGGAGCUUCUGGCUCUCCAGUGUUUGAUGCUCAUGGCCAGAUUUUUGGGAUUCACACUGGAGGAUAUGGUCUUGGCGACCAUGUUAUUGAGUACGCCCAUCUUCUGCUCAGUAUAUUUGAGAAGUUUGUGAUUAAUCUGAAGGAAAGUGGAAAUGAUCAGAUGUUGGAGAAGGUUAAGGAGGCAGUGACUGAGAAGGACUACCUUAAGAAGAUCCUCCAGGUUGAGCCAAUGGAGGUGGAUCAGGCCAAAUACACUUAGAACGUUUCUGACCUACAUCUUUAACUUUCUCAAGAUUCAAAAAUUUAAUCAGACUAACAUGUCAGUUCAUAUUUGCUAGACCUGCUAAAUUCCUACAUUCACAGAAGAUGGUGAUGAGACAACCAGUCCAUUUCAGAGACAAAAAACAACCAUUUACACAUCACCAUCUUGGACAUGCAGAUGUGACUCUUAUCCAAAGCUGCAUUAUCAGAAAGAUGAAAGUGUGUGGACAGACCAUCCAACUCCAGACCAUCCAACUCCAGACCAUCCAACUCCAGACCAUCCAACUCCAGACCAUCCAACUCCAAACCAUCCAACUCUACACCAUCCAACUCUACACCAUCCAACUCUACACCAUCCAACUCUACACCAUCCAACU
Molecule: messenger RNA, 2467 nt
Organism: Poeciliopsis prolifica (blackstripe livebearer)
Lineage: Eukaryota; Metazoa; Chordata; Actinopteri; Cyprinodontiformes; Poeciliidae
Product: serine protease FAM111A-like
Source: RefSeq, a predicted model, not a curated record